Stegastes partitus (bicolor damselfish) is the source of this 776-nucleotide messenger RNA. RefSeq names its product COMM domain containing 3 (gene commd3). Gene Ontology annotation, biological process: sodium ion transport. The record is from RefSeq and is a predicted model, not a curated record. Lineage: Eukaryota; Metazoa; Chordata; Actinopteri; Pomacentridae. The transcript has 8 exons. Bases 37 to 618 code for a protein of 193 amino acids.
ACGUGGUCUGGUGUCGUGGGUCACCCUUUUUGCAAAAUGGAGUUGUCUGAGUCCGUGCAGAGAGGGCUGCAGGCUCUCGCCGACGCUUCCGCCUUCGACCAGAGCAGCUUCCAGGCGCUGAUCGACGCGUCUCACCGGAGCCUGCUGUCCUCUCACGGAGACCCGGCGGUCCUCGAUCAGCCCGAGCUGAAGCAGAUCGACCAGAUCUUGCUGAAGCAGAUUCACACAGCAGCCACCACCUUCAUCCUGGAAGCGGUGAAACAAAACGCAGACAAGUCUACGAUAAGCUCCAGCCUGGAAGAGCUCACAUUCAGUGCAGAGAGGAUAGAGAUAUUCUGUAGCAUAUAUCAGAAAUAUAAAAAAGAAGUGGAACAUCUAUUAGCAAGCAUAGGAAGGCGUCCGGCUCAGAUCAACGACGUCUCAUGGCGUCUCCAAUACCACAUGAAGAACGGACAGGUCGAUAAGGUCAACGAGCCUUUCUACUCGAUAUCACUGAACAGCGAGAAAGAAGGAUGCUCGGAAGAUAUCAACUUCACCUGCACAAUGGAGCAGCUGCAGGAUUUGGUGGGGAAGUUGAAAGACGCUGCCAAGAGUGUGGAGAAAGCCAGUCAGAUGUGAUGCUGGUGUCCAGUUUCCUCCCCUACAAAGCACUGAACUCAUCCCGUUUCCAGCGGCGUUACGCAUCUCUUUCUAACUUGUUUUGUACCUGAGAUUGACAUGUUUGUCUCUGUUCUUUGCUGAACAAAAAAAAUAAUAAAGCUGCCUUGUUCCUUGAA